Messenger RNA from Morone saxatilis (striped sea-bass), 3882 nucleotides. RefSeq names its product fascin actin-bundling protein 1a (gene fscn1a). Gene Ontology annotation, biological process: establishment or maintenance of cell polarity; cell migration; actin filament bundle assembly. Gene Ontology annotation, molecular function: protein-macromolecule adaptor activity; actin filament binding. The record is from RefSeq and is a predicted model, not a curated record. NCBI's taxonomy places the organism in Eukaryota, Metazoa, Chordata, Actinopteri, Moronidae. Gene Ontology annotation, cellular component: filopodium; lamellipodium; actin cytoskeleton.
CGGCCGCGCAACGUCACUGAUGGUUAUAUAGGCUGCAGCUGUGGCGGCGGGCUCGCGCUGCUGAGACAGGCAGAGCACUGAGGACCGGUGGCGCGCGCUCACAGACUCCCACUCAGCCACACACACACUCCCCAAACAAAGAGAAGCACGCGAGGCAGCACAGAGCAUCCCACCCUUUCAGCCGCGAGCUCACUUGCAGAACCGCCCCCCCCCAUCCCUCUCACACACAGAACCGGUCCGGUCCGAGGCUCGAGCUCACAGAACCGACAAUGACAACUAACGGCGCGUCUAACGGAACCAGCGACAUGCUGCAGAUCCAGUUCGGUCUGAUCAACUGCGGGAACAAAUACCUAACGGCGGAGACCUUCGGCUUCAAGAUCAACGCCUCCGCCACGAGCAUGAAGAAGAAGCAGAUCUGGACUCUGGAGCAGAGCGGGGACGACUCCACCGGCAAUGUGUUCUGCCUCAAGUCACAUCUGGGCCGGUACAUCGCCGCCGACAAGGACGGUAACGUUACCGGAGACAGUGAGACCCAGGGCCCGGAGUGCCGGUUCAUCAUCACCGCCCAUGAUGACGGCCGCUGGUCCCUGCAGUCGGAGCCGCACGGCCGCUACCUGGGCGGCACCGAGGACCGGAUCAUCUGCUUCGCCCAGACCGCCUCGGUGGCGGAGAAAUGGAGCGUGCACAUCGCCAUGCACCCGCAGGUGAACAUCUUCAGCAUGACGCGCAAGCGGUACGCGCACCUGAGCGCCAAAGUGGACGAGAUUGCCAUCGACCGGGACGUCCCGUGGGGGGUGGACUCCAUGAUCACGCUGGUGUUCCGCGAGCAGCGCUACCACCUGCAGACCUCCGACAACCGGUUCCUGAGGAACGACGGCGCGCUGGUCGCCACCAGUAUGGACCUGUCAGCCAAUCAGGACGAGGAGGGCGACCAGGAAGUGUUCCAGGUGGAGAUUUGUCGUGAAAACAGGAAGUGCGCGUUCCGGACCGCCGCUGGGAAAUACUGGACCCUGACUGCUAACGGCGGCCUGCAGUGCACCGCCUCCACCAAGUCAGCUAAUUGCUACUUUGACAUUGAGUGGCGUGGGAAGAGGCUGACUCUCAGGGCUGCUAACGGGAAAUAUGUCGCCGCCAAGAAAAACGGCCAACUAGCAGCCACCAUCGACUCUGCCGGUGAGUCGGAGGAGUUCCUCAUGAAGCUGAUUAACCGCCCGAUCAUCGUGCUGCGGGGAGAGCACGGCUUCAUCGGCUGCAGGAAGGUGACAGGGACGCUGGACUCCAACCGCUCCACCUAUGACUACUUCACUCUGGAGUUCAGAGAUGGAGCCUACAGCCUGCAAGACUCGACGGGUAAAUACUGGAUGGUGGGUAACGAGCAGUCGGUGGUGAGCAGCAGCGACACACCCGUCGACUUCCUCUUCGAGUUCUGCGACUACAACAAGCUGGCCGUCCGCCACGCCGCCGACAGCAAGUACCUCCGUGGCGACCACGCUGGCGUGCUGAAGGCCAACGCCGACGACCUGGAGACCGCCACACUGUGGGAGUACUGAGGGGGAAGCAUGGAUGCGGUCGCCCACUGCUGCGAUGCUGAUGAAUGAAGUGUGGCGACGCAGCACGGCAGCACUACCUGUCCAUACAUCUACCUAUCUACCCCCCACUCCCCUUCCUUCCAUUCCUUAUAUUAUAUCCUGUACUUAUGACUUUAUAUGUUGAUAAACUGCACAGAGAGAACAGGAAGGAUAGAAGAAGAAGGAAGGAGAACACCCCUUUCUCUCCUGCCUCCCUUUCCUUCCCUUCAUCCUUCCUUCCUCCCUUUUUCCCAGCUCUGCUCUGCAGCGCCGACCUUUAUCUGUUGCCAUAGUUACCGUGGGGCUGUGCACUUUUUUCUGCUCCCAUCUGGUUCGCUGCUCAACCUGUCACUCAACUCCCUCCUCGCCUUACGAUUGGGCCGUCCCUCUCCCAGAGCAGAGCAGAGCCACGUUUAAAGAGCCCCCCCCCGUCCCCGUCCCCCGUCCCCUCCUCUCUGAGUUAACCCCCUCGUCUUUCUACUUGUCUCUAUUGUCUGUGUGAGCAGCACAUGGUGGCAGUAUUUAUGGUGUCUCACCUGGUCUGCUAGAUCUGUUUCUACCUGAUUUAAUCUCCCAACGCAGAUCCUCCACUGGAUAAAAUCGACUUCAGCUGCUUCCUGUUAGCUGCAUGUCAAAGAUGGUGAAAGUGGGUCUGUUUUUGUGCGGCUGGGUCAUGUAGAAACAGAUUUCCUGCUUCUGUCAGACCAGGUCUAGUUUGUUUUCAUGAGCAGGCCUGUUGUCUCUGUGUGAUAACUAUGUGAUAUAACUGGAGUGGAUCUGAUAAAGAUAUUGAAGAUGGUGUAACUGACGGGUUCAAGCCCCACCCCCUCCCCUACUCUUCAUCUCAACUGUAUAAUAUUCAAAUGUAAACCAGUUUCCUCUGUUGUUCUCACUGGUUGGCGGGGAAUUUCCUGGACCAAACAGGAUGUAGGAAGUUAAAACACUUGUCAACCCCUUUACCUCCCCCCCUCCUCCGCAAGCUGAACCUAUUGUCCCGAGAACAGUAUAAAGAAAAUAAAAUUAAAAAUGGUGCGGACAUGUGUUUACUGCACUCACCUGUCUUACUGGAAGAAAAAGCACUCGCUAACACACAGUUGGAUUCAUUUCUUUUUCUAUGUCCAAGGCACAGACAUUAUCAUGGGUAGGCGUACAGUAGGUAGCCAUAGCAACUGGAGCGAAAUGAUUUAUAGACCCUUUUUUGAAAGCUGCUUUUUGAAUCCCUCAACCAAACUUACACCUCAGCCUUUAUCUAGACCAAACCUUUGAUACUGGAUUAACAAACCGUCAUCUCACAACUAACGAAAACUGGAACCUGGUGCUACUAACUCACGACAUGUCACAAGAAAUGUUAGUCCUGUCGAGCAUCUCACAUACAUAACGUCUGGACCAACUCCUGCACUUGAGAGCCUUGCCAUAUAAUAGAAAGGGCUGCAAGAGUGCCCUUAAUAACCUAAACCUGCUUCUUAUUUGGAUUUAAUUUCUGUCUGAACUUCAAGGAGUAUCACGACAGCCUUUUUUAUAAUGAGAAAUGACCAAAUUGUAUUUGUUUUUGUUGGAUUUUUUUUUGUCCCUGACUCGUCAGUGAAAGUGGGGAAGAGAGAGAACAAAAAAAGAAAAGAAGCCUUUGAAUUUGUCGUCUAUUUAACUGAAAUGUCUGUAAUGCAGUCAUGUAGCACAUUGCACCCAUAGGUCCUGCCCUCUUUGAUUCUCUACCCUUUGGCGGCGUGCUUUCUCCACAACUCAUUUAGCCGCGAUGGUUUCUAUCUACUGGUUUUUACAGUACAGCAAAGAUUAUUUUGGCACUAGGCCCUGAAUUAUCGGGCUCUUCCACUCAUCAUCCCAAUCAUCAAGUAUUCCUCUGAUGUGAAAAUCUGUAUGGAAAAUCCAAUCAUUGCAGCCCCAUGAAAUGAUACAUGAUUGUAGCCAGCUCCUCACCAAGUCCGUCCAACUUCCUCUCUGAAGUUUUGACCGUUUUUUGCAUGAAGGGUUGAGAAUCUCAAGCAAAUAAAAGGAGCGGUUAUCCUCGGAGAAACAGCAUCUCCGAGGCAACCGAGACUGGCUUAGACAAACGGAUGUGGAAGGGUAAACAUGUGGUAAUGACUGUGCCUUACUCUUGAGUUUUUGGGCAGUAGGAAAAUAAAAAGAUUAAGAAAAAAUAAUUAAAGUCCACAUCUUUGCUUUGUAUAACUGGAACUUCUUUUUGUAUUAUUAUUUUGUAUAAUUUUUUGAUAUUGUGGAUUAAUCUCUCUCUCUCUCUCGUGCCAUUGGUUCACCUGAAAUCCAACGACCAAUAAAACUGGGAUUUGGAACGCUA